Messenger RNA from Porites lobata, 5587 nucleotides. The record is from the annotation of a GenBank genome assembly. Lineage: Eukaryota; Metazoa; Cnidaria; Anthozoa; Scleractinia; Poritidae.
GGUAGACAACGUGUUCUGGGUGUUGCUGUUAUUGUAGAUUCAGAACAUAUUAAGCUUUCUUUAAAUAUGGCUGAAGUUUCACAAAAUCCGUCGAGAACUGUCUUGGUAGCAGUAGACAACAGUGAAUACAGUCUGGAAGCAUUCGAAUGUGAGUACAGCAAAAAAUCUAACGUGAAUGUGCCAGUUCAUACUCAAUUAUUAACGUGCCACCUUUCACGAAUUCAGCUGUAAGUUAAUCGCACGUUUAAGUCGAACUCGAAAAACGUUUUUUAAUCUCAAAAAGGAACCAUUUCAGUGCUAAUGUCUUCGGAUUUUGACAAUGGUUUUCCUCCGCUUCCUAAAUUUUAACAUGGUUGCGCUGCACAUUUCAGGACAACUUUGAUCUGCUUUCAUUAGACUCAUUAAAUAUUCAUUAUGAGUUUAAUUGUAAUGCUUAGUUUUAUUUACAUUUCUUUUAUUCCUCGCUUUUUGUUUGUUUUUCAGUAAUAUUAUAAUACGAUUUGUGAAUUGCUUGUAAUGUUUUUUACAACCAUGAACAUUAGCAACAAGAUAUGCCAUUAAUAUUACCCUACAAAAACCAUCAUACCUCUUAGCAACUAUCCUCCCUCCCCCGCCCCCCACCCCAACAAUAGAGGUACUCAUUCAAAAGAAAAAAGGAGUUUGCAGACCUCCAAAAAAGGAAAAAUAUAGACGUAGAAAGGUGGGUAAGGGAAGGGGAGGAGAGGAGAAGGAAGGAAGGGGGGGGGGGGGGGGGGUAAGCAUGAUUUCACCAGGAGAUGGAUAAAAUCUAAAAUUCAGACGAGUUAAAAAAGAUCCAAGGAUUCCCAACUCCAGGGAAGGAGGAGGGCCUCUCGCUCGGACAUCAUUCAUUUAUUUUUUAUUUAUAAACUACCAUUUUUAUUUUUAUAACGUGCCAUCUGUGAUGAUGCACCGCCAAUAGACCUAAUUCACUUUUCCAAACCCUGACAGGGUUCCUGGCAAAUAUCUACAUGAAAGGAAUGGAUGAAAUUAUUCUAUUGCAUGUAGCAGAACAACCACAUGUUCCAUUUUUAGCUGGUAAGUGCCCACAUUGUCCCUCAUAAAUAGAUACUAUAGUGAUUGACAACUGUGUUUGAAAUAAUUCGUGAUUUUGAGCAACAAGCUGAAACGGUUUUUUGUAGUAGAAAGAAGGUGGCUGAUCUAGGUAGCUUAAGGGUUUUUUUUUUGGGGGGGGGAUUGGUCAAAUCACCUAGGAGGGAGACAUUAGGUGGUCCCCAAUACUGGACAUAGUGGAAUGCCACAAGAAAAAUUGGCAAAUAAUGAUAUUCCAAGUCAAAAAUUGACAAAACACUGAUACCGCAUUUAUGAUCAGUCAAGCUUACUUAAAGUUGCAUCCACCUAGCAUAAUGAUGCCCUCUGUCACCAUGUGUUAAGUGAAAGAUAGUCUUUGUAAAGAUACUUCAGAGUGAAUUUUUUUUAGUAGUAUUAUUAAAGCAAAGCAUUCGUGAUGAGCUCAACUGCAGCAUACAAGAUUGUACCUGUCUAUAUUUGCUUUGUUCACUUUUUCCCCUGGGGGGGGGCACUUGGGUUUAUAUGGGUGGGUGUGUGCCGCCCAGGACUCCAAAUUGGUACCCCGUUCUAAAAAGAAUGUCCCCUAAAAUUGAAACCCUGUUCUAGAAAUGGACCAAUUUUUUAUACUCCGUUCUAGGGUGCAACUGAGUACGAAAGUUUGCUUGUUAACACAUUGAACCAUAUUUGUAAAAGCAAUCUGUCGUUGAAUAAUUUCAAAUGGCUGCUGACAAAACUGGAGCUUUCGUGCGUUCGAAAUAUUAUACCCUGUUCUAGAAAAUGCCUCUGAAAUGGAUACCCCAUUCUAAAUCAGCAACUUCAAAACAAAGUCACGACCACGUUGGGCGGCACAUAGCCGUAUGGGUAAUGUAUGGGAGUACCCCCCCCCCCCACACACACACACACACACACACACACACACUCACCGGGACUUUUUCUUACUCUCCUUUUCCGAGGUAAUAAAUUGCAACCAUUUUUUCAUCAAUAUAGAUCUGAGUUUGAUCGUAUAAUUUAAAUUAAGAAUACUGGAACUCAUAUUCCAAGGACUAAAGUUUCAAAAUUUUCUGACAGAUGCCUUGGGUAUUGAGGAAUGGAAACAGGAAGUGAAAAAAGUAGAGGAGCAUGUCAGAGCUGUGGAAAAGAAAUUUAUUGAUAGGUGUAAGGAGCUAGAGGUAGGGAUGUGUAGGUGUAGUGAAUAAUAUAUACCACUUAAAUAAGUGAUGCCACCCUCGAAUAAGUGCCACUGAGUCCUAAUUAAUAUAAUCGAAAUCGUAAGGCUUUAAUUUUUUUAGUUUAAUAUGGAAAAUAAUAAUACUGUUCCAUACUGUAAUACAAUAAUUAUCACAUAAUUUUGGUCCAACAUGCGCCCGUGAAAAGGCGAAGAAUACGAGGUGUUUUGAAGGAUCGUGAUUUUCACCAUCGUAAAGCCGUGAAAAAUUUAAAAUAGGUGUCUUGUCCUCAAAUGAAUCUCUCUUCGCACUGGCAAUUUUCCUGAAAUAUGGAAAAACGCUGCCCUUGAAAUAAGCACCACUUUUGAGGCAUUAAAAUUUAACAAGAACACUGAAGAACGUAGGAAAUGUCAUCGAUGUAUAUAUGCAUACAAGUGUAUUAAUGGCCAACUAAAUCAUUCUUUGGACAUUGUAAGAAAGAGUGAUAUACAUUCUACAAUACGCGCAAUAACGAUACUAUUCCCCAAAAUUAAAUAUAAUUGGGGAAAACAAAUACCACAGCAGCUUGAUUUUUUUUUUUUUUUUUUUUUUUUUUUUUUUUGUAUCAUAUAUAUCGAUUUUAGCAUUCAGUCACACAAGAACACUCUUACAGCAGCAUUCAGUCACACUUGCUUGGUGAUUAGAUCAAGAAAUGAGGAGGCGAUUAUAAUUCUACACAAAACAGGAUUUACUCGCUAAAGAUUUUUUACUUCCUACUUUAUCGACGUCGAUACUUUUUAUUUGUUUCUGAAUUGAUUUAGUACGUAUUUUUGCGAUGACCGGAAAUACAUCUGCAGUCACAGGGUAUAUACGCGUGUACACAAAAAAUUCAAGAGCCUCAAUUUCAGAAAAAUUACGUCAUUGCUAGAGAUCAAAAGAGUGCUAUGGCACAUCAUUUUAAUCAUCGCCGAAAAUAAACUGCAUGCUCAUCGCAAGAGCAUUUGCAUACAAUGAAAGUUUACAACACCCGAUCAUCACAGUUUUGCUAAGAUCCUUAUUUUCUUUCGACCACUCAGUAGUGUUCACUUGUUCCAAAGUAAUCAACGUUUUCAAGCGAUAGAAUUCGUGGACCAACAUGUUUUGGAAAAGCUCUAAAUUUAAUCUUUCCUAAGCUUUCUUUGCAAAACAUGCAUGGCUUUGAUCAUGCAACAAUUCUUAGUCCCAUGGCCAGUUUUCACGGUCUCCACAAGGAAUGCCUAGUACAAUGACCUCCCUUUUGUGUCCUAAAUACGACGAAAAACAUGUUGCAGAAAAAAUGUGUCUCGCUGCUAAAGCAAGCAAGACUAAUAAGCACCACAACAAGUAAAUACAGUAUAUUAAACAUCAGAUCAGGGUUCUUUGAUGAUGGGAAUGCCAGAGAAAACCUUCAAGAAAGCUAAGCUAGUGACUCAAAAUAAAUUAUGGCAAAUUUUAAACAUUAUUUAUCCCUUUUCACAUGAGUAUCCAAAUUAUAUGUACCAGUCAAUUCAAAACUACCCUUUCCCCCCAAGGGCAUACCCCAGGCAUUUGACUGGAGUUUUGUUCCAUACAGGGGGGAAUUUGUCCCAAAAUGUGCCCCCCCCCUACCCAAGUCAGGCAUUUGACUUUCAUGCCAAAACACUGGUCAGCAUCGCAAGCAAAAGGAUUUUCUUUAUUUUGGUUGUGUUUAGUAGGAUAUUUACAUUUCAAUAAACAGUUUGAUGCAUGGGAAAAUUUUUGAAUAGUGGGUGAGGGAUUUGACACCUUUUGAAGCACUAGCUGGUACGUAUGGGGCAUGCGCAUUUUUAAACUGCCAAAAUACCAGGGAAUUUCACCAAAAUUUUGGCAAAAAAGUCAAAUGCCCGGGGGGGUUGCCUGGGGUGGGGCGUGUCAUGGGCAGUUUUAGAAUAGACUGGUUCAUUAGAUUGGCCAAACUACAAAUUCUCAAAAAAUUUACUUUUCCUUUUGGAAAAUCAUAAGAAAUAGAAUAUAGUAUGUACCAUGCAAAAUUUCUACCAAAGAGGUUUCAUCUGAAUGGAAACAUCAUAGGAUUUUGUCCACAGGAUUUUAAAAAGGUUUAAGUGACAAAAAAUCUCACCAUACCUCGGUUAAAGAGAGUCUGAGUAAACUAAAUUACAUUUUUACCCAGCUCCCAGCCCUGGCAAUUUAUCUUCCAUUUCACAGUCCCUGAAUAAAUCUUUUAUUGUGGUUUCUUUGUUCUUGACAGCUUGCUCAUGUGACAUUCAAGUUGGAGCAAGGCAAACCAGGAGAGAAGAUCUGUGAAGUAGCCUUGAAAGACAAAGUCAAAUUUAUAGUGUUAGGCAGCCGUGGCAUGGGAGCUAUAAGACGCACUGUUCUAGGAAGUGUAAGCACUUAUGUCAUCCAUCAUACAAAAAUCCCAGUUAUUUUUUGCCCUAAAGAUCAUAACUAAUCAAAACUUGUCUAAAAAAGACCUCAUGGGGGCCCCUUUAAAAUGAAGGGGUGAUUUUUGUACCUCUAACAGGCUGAACGUUGAGGAUCGGUACCACAGGAGCUUGAGGGAAUGAAUGACUACUUUCUUACUUGUCAUUCAGAUGAAUUAUUGUAAUCAAAAGUUUGCUGGUGCUAUUAAAUUUGUUGUCACUUCAUGUGUACCUCCAAAAGGUGAAACUGAAUAAGAGCCACACCCAUGAGUGAGAUCUAUGGUGCUUAAUUACCAUUUGACAGAAAAAUUCAGUUGAGUGUCCUAAGCAUAACACUAAGCUAUUUAAUUACUAGGUUACUGUAGAAUUGUUCCUUCAAUUACAAAUUGAAUCUGAAAAAGGCUCAAGUUUGUGUAGCGUGAUUCUGGAACCAAACAAAUGGAAAAUGGUAAAUAAUAUUCCCUUCAGUUUAACCAACCUUAAUGAAAGCCUGUUACCGCAAAUGUAGUCCUCAACGUUUGGUUGGAAUUUCCAAAAAAUCACAUUAACAUUAGCAUUCCUCCGAAAUAAUGAAAUUUUUUAGCUAAAUGGUAAGCACCCCUUGUACAGUGUAGGGGUGAGGGGUGUUUUCCAAAGGUUCCAACAAGCUCCCCCUUCUUUUUUAUAGGGAAGUCACCCAACAUGGUCUUUAACCCAACAAUCUAAUUGUUCUGGCUUGUAUAAUGAGGUUUCAGUUCGUUUGACCACAUAGUUGUCUAAACUGACAGAAUUAAGAACUUUUAGCAGGGCUUAUAUUUAAAGACAGAGGUUUAAAUAUGAAGAGAGAGUAUAAAAUCCAAAGAUUGUUUUUGUUUUAAAUGUCACUUGUCAAAAAAGGUGUUAAUUUGAGUUACCGACAUUCAAGGAUUGUCUUCAUUAAGUUGUUCAUUAUUUAAUUUCCCAAGUGAGAACAAUAAAGCCAGUCAGUUAUUU